AAGCUCCGACUUGGGCAGCCUUCCUGGAAGAUGUGGCCACUCCUGCUUCUACACCUGCUGGCCUUUUCACUACUCCCUGAGGCAGAGGCAGGAGAGAUCAUCGGGGGACAUGAAGUGAAGCCCCACUCCCGCCCCUACAUGGCCUGCCUUUCCAUUCAAGAUAAUGGGGAGUCUAGGUGUGGCGGUGUCCUUCUGCGAGAAAACUUUGUUCUGACAGCUGCUCACUGCAAUGGAAGGAUAAUCACUGUCACCCUGGGGGCCCACAACAUCCAGGAGAAAGAGGAGACCCAGCAGGUCAUCCGGGUGAAAACAGCCAUCCCCCACCCAGACUAUAAUGCUAAGAACAUCUCCAAUGACAUCAUGUUACUGCAGCUGGAGAGAAACAUCAAGCCAACCAAUGCUGUGAAGCCCCUCCACCUGCCCAGGGGCAAGAGCCCGCCAAGGCCAGGACAGAAGUGCGCUGUGGCCGGCUGGGGAAAGGUUGCCCCACAAGACAGACUCUCAGACACUCUGCAGGAAGCAUACCUGACAGUGCAGAAGGAUACGGUGUGCGAAAAUCUCUUUAACUAUUAUUACAGCAGGGCCAGUCAACUGUGCGUGGGGGACCCGAAGGAAAAGAAGGCUUCCUUUCAGGGUGACUCCGGGGGUCCUCUCAUGUGUGGCAAGAGGAUUCAGGGCAUUGUCUCCUAUGGACGUAAAAAUGGGAUGGCGCCGCGGGUCUUCACCAAAAUCUCAAGUUUCCUGCCCUGGAUAAAGAAAACCAUGAGAAACCUCACAUCGCAAGAGCCAGAUUAUCUUCUCUGGAGCUAAACCAAACCACAC
Messenger RNA from Pteronotus mesoamericanus, 822 nucleotides. Its product is annotated as granzyme B-like. NCBI's taxonomy places the organism in Eukaryota, Metazoa, Chordata, Mammalia, Chiroptera, Mormoopidae. The record is from RefSeq and is a predicted model, not a curated record. The transcript is spliced from 5 exons. Gene Ontology annotation, molecular function: serine-type endopeptidase activity. The coding region runs from base 31 to 810 and encodes 259 amino acids. Gene Ontology annotation, cellular component: intracellular membrane-bounded organelle; cytoplasm. Gene Ontology annotation, biological process: proteolysis.